Procambarus clarkii (red swamp crayfish) is the source of this 5415-nucleotide messenger RNA. It is a transcript of the gene atos, whose product is annotated as atossa. The record is from RefSeq and is a predicted model, not a curated record. Lineage: Eukaryota; Metazoa; Arthropoda; Malacostraca; Decapoda; Cambaridae.
AUCAGCUGGCCGCCUCACAACACGUCUGGCUCACACUCUCGCCUCACACGUUCCUCUCCUCCCAAAAUGUUGACCGAAUUCUCGAACGUGAGAAGACAAAUUGACUUCUUAGUGCAGUGAGAAUGUCUCAAUAGGUGUAUCGUACCAAUGGUUGGGAAAUUACGGCGGUGAAUUAGCCUAGUGUGUGGAAAAGGCCUUCCAAAAUGACGCUCUAGCAAGUCUUUGUUCAGAGGUUCAACUGGGCGGUUACUCCACCUCUCCGCGCAGUUAUUGAAUUUUUGGUCUAAGGUGUUUUAAAUGAGCGCAUCCAUGAAAUAAGGAGUUGUAAGGUGUGGAGAGGGAGGUUGGCUUCGUGGGAGCGCCCUCAGGACCCUCAGUAUACAGGUACGGUUGGUAGUGCUGAGGCGGGCCUGACCUGUGUCCGGCCUGCCAGGGUCGCCAUCACCAGCGGGAAACACUUUCCACGGGAAAUUGCAGCUUACGUCGUCACCCGUCACAAGUCACCCGUCACCCAGCAAGUGUCGACCAAGGCUACAAGUCACCCAAGAGUCACCAGCAAUGUCACCAAGGAAGUCGAUGCUCCUCAGUUCUUCACUGGCCAGCGUCCUUCAGGGAGAUGAGGUCGAGUAGUGUGGAGGAAGCCGGGGGUCAUGGUUCUGGUGACCCCUGGGAGGUUUUCACAGCCCUGGCCAUCCUUGUGGUAGAGGGACGGACCCCGGGAGGGGAGAGGGGUUAUCACGCAGGACCCCACUGCCCUCUUCCACAUCAGCUCCAGCACAAGCACUCGUGUCAACCCAAUGAUCAUAUGUGUAUGCAAGCUGGAGCAUUGAUGCGUCAGUUGCGUGUGAUGUGGGGUGUUGGUGUAGGAGUGAGCCUAGAAGUGUUGGUCGCUGCCGAGUGUGAGCACGGAGCAGCUCUUGCCACAACUCUCGACACUACAACAGCUCCCUCUCAAAACCUUCGGUUGAUUGAACAGUGGAACUUCACUAUCUAUGAUCGCAGGCUUGUAGAAGCAACAGCAACUGGUUGGUCGCUGAUGGCAGCUGUCCGCUCCUUCUUGCACUUCUCACAACUGUCGGCUUGGCUGAGUGUUUCUAGGGGCUGCCGCCCUCCCAACGUGUUGUACCGUCUCACAGUAACAUCACCAGUUUUUUGUUCCAAAUUUACAGAAGAGGCAGAAGAGCAUGUAUUUCCACUUGCAUACAUGGGCCAGGACACUUCUAUUAAAGUGGCAGUACGAUCCCUUCCCCGCAGCGACAAGGUUCCAGUAGUUGUGUGUAAUGAACCGCAUGAAGAGGAGGACGAGGUUGAUGCCUUGCUGUUGGAAGGCUCUUCUGGAAAUUCUCAAAAUAAAACAGAGUUGGGCAAGUGUGAAGACGACUUAAGGAGAAGCAUUAUGAAGGCAAGAUUAGCAGAGAACACGCGUAUUAGUCGCAGCGAGUCCCCAGAUACACAGCUUGGUGAAUCUCUCUUGGAUCCCCCAAAUUCCCUUACUCGCUUCCCUCGUCGUUAUCAGUCACCUUCACGAUCAGGCUCACCGUCUUUGGAAACUCCUGAACAUCUCAUUUGUCGUCAUAGACCACCAGCUCCCCAGAUUAACAAACCUCCAGAUAUCGGCAUGAUGCUAGGACCAGCUGCACCUUCUCACCCAUUUUCUUGGACCCAGGCACGGUACCCAAUAACACCAGUUGUUCACCAAGCACCGGUGGAUUCACUGUGUUCACCGAAUGCAGAAGCAAUACAUCUUCAACAACAUCCUCAUCAAUUACAGCACAACCCGUACAGAUUUGACUUCUCAGGGCCAUACCAACAAUAUCGAAGACCACAGUUUAUUUACAAUCGUCCACAAAUGUGCUGGUCACAUGUUCAGCAAGUAAUGCCACAGAAACCUCGGCAUGUUACACCCCAUCCACAACGAACUCAUCUUUCUGUAAAUCCUUGCAGCUAUGACCAGCAUCAAAAGCCACCAAGUCAGAUUUCUCCACGAGGUGGGAAAUACCAACAUUAUCCUGAAUACCAAGUGCAAGAGCAGCAUGAAUAUCAUAAUCCUGCUGGAGAAUACCCAGAGCUUUCAACCAUUUAUAAAGAUGGAAGACCUGUUGGAGAAUACCAGGAGUGUGAUCCAUAUGUAAGGCUAAGAAGUAGGGGCAAAUAUCUUGAAAUUGGCGCUGGUUGUCAAGAUUUUAAUGGAGGCCGUGAUCAAGGCUUGAAACGACGAGGAGAACAUCCUAGCGAGUGGGAAUGUCAAACGGAUCAUCAGCACAGCAAGAGAGAAUAUUUUAAACAGUUUCAAUCCGAAAAUGACCCUUGUACAAGCGGCAACAAAAUGGGAAGUGAAAUGUGUAGCACACGAGUGAAGCAGAGCAAUGUGAUGCCACCUGUAGGGAAACAGACACAGGAAGGUACAGACUUUCCGAGGGUGAUGGAUGACCAGCUUAGACCGUGUUGCUCAUAUACUGGAAAACACUUGUGCUCCAGUCUUGAGGACUUGUCUGAAGUAGGCAGAAGAGAGGAGUCUAAAUCUACACAAUGUCGGUCAAAGGAUUUAAAUCAAGAACUGAAGAAAAGAGGUGAUGUUGGCCCAAGCCACUUGCUUCGCAGCAAGUUUAAUUUUGAGUUAACUCCUAAAGAAACUAUGGAAAUUCUUAGUGUUCUCAGGCAACCAGCUCCUGUACCACCUCUACGGAUAGACUGUCAUAGGAAUAAAUCUAACGCCGAAUCUCCAAGAAGUUCUUGUGAAACCAAAAAAUUGUCACAUUAUCAGGAAGGUGGUCACAUUAGCAAUAAAUCCUGGGAAGAAAAAGAAAUUGAUGUAAAAUAUUUAACUGAUAGAGAAAAGAAAUUGGAAGGGAGAUAUUGGAAAGAGGGCAAAUUCUCACCCUUUCAUACGAAGGAACAAGGUAAAAGUAAUUAUAAGCUUGAGGAAAAUGCACAGAAGACAGUCGACACAUCUUGGAGCAAAUGUAAAGAUAAUGUGGGACCAAAAACCCCAUCUUCUGACUUUCAUGGCAAUGUAAGGUGCCAUAAAGAAAAUUGGGACAAAGAUGUCCAGGAGUUAACCUCUAGUCCUGAAAACUUGUUUCUUGAAGCUAUAACUCGUAGUGGUGAGAAACAUUGUGAUAUUUCUAGUUGUAAGACAUUAGUUGAUAGAAGUGAAUUAUAUCGGACCAGAGUUUGUAGUGAUGUAAGUAAGGAAUCUUGUGAUAAUAGUAGUGCGGAUGUAUACAGUGAACAGGUUACAGAUUCAAAAAAUGUUUGUGGGCAAAGUGUGCAAUCAUUUUUAACUUCAAGUCAAUCUAGAUGCAUUGAAGCAAAGAAAAUCACGCUUAAGACAAGUUUCUUUACUGCCAAUAGUGAACCCACCCAGCCUGUUACCUCCCAGCCCCAGAAGCAAACUUCACAAACUUUGGUUAAGAGCCCAUUUAGUGCAGUUUUAUCAAGCAUCCAAAAAGAGUACAGUCAGGUUUUGGAAGAAGAAAGUCAUGGUCAGGAUUCGGUAAAGUUAAAAUGUUUAAAAGAAAAAGAAACGGUAAAAAGGGCAUUACAGUUUGAAGAGGGAAGAUCUGUUGAUUCAGUUGAAGUUAAAAAUCUGGAGAACAAAUUAUCAAAUGGCAGUCAUUUCGAUGAAAAUUUACCUUCGGAAAUAGCUAGGCAAACGGUUCUAAAAGAUAAAAAUAACGAUGCUAGUAGAAGUGUUCGGGAUAACCGCGAAGGAUUUUUAAAGAGUACAAGUUUGCUCAAACACCUUAUGACUAAAAUUCAUCAUCCAGCUCAGGAUAACACUCAGGAUAAUAAACCACAAAACUAUGGGGAUGAUAUGGAAUGGAGUGAAGGGUCAGAACAAGGAAGACAUGAAAAGCGUGACAUAUGCGAAAUGGAUGUCCAGGAGGAGAGUGCACAUAUUAUUCAACUUCGAGACCUGAAUCAUGAUGAUGAUGAAGUGGAAAAAAUAUGUAAUGGAAAGGGAGUUCCUAUCCCAUCAGCCAGUGAAAAAGCUCAGUUCAGACGAUCUUUGGAUUCUGCAACUAAUAUGGUGUUUCACAGCAAGACGGGACUGCCUCUGACGUCUUCCCCAGCACCUCUCCGGAAAGGAAAACGUUUUGACUACGAUUCGAGUCUGAAUAGUGUUGCUGCUAUUAAAAGAUCGACAUCGUUCCACUGCAGCGCGUUGUAUACCUGUGAUAACGAGGAGGAAGAAGUCUACACUGUUGAGACACACUCAGCUUGCAUCGACACCAGCAAAUCGACACAGCUAUCGAUAUCGGCUCCAGCCACUGUUACGUGUUCCAACCUCCUAGGCAGCUUUGAGGAGUGUGUGUUAAAUGGGCGUCUUGAACCUGUAUCCACAGUACAGGGCUUCACUGCGGAGAUAGCAGCCUCGGGAGCCUUCUGUCCUAAGCGCACUACCAAGCCUGUUACUGUCUUCUUCUAUACCUUAUGUGAUAAUGACCAGAUCUCAUCUCCGUAUAUGGGUCACAUUAACUUGGGCAAAAAAGGUUACCAUGUGCCAAACAAAGGAACCGUUCAGGUGACACUUUUCAACCCGCACGGGACAGUUGUGAAGAUGUUUGUGGUCAUGUAUGACCUGUCUGAUAUGCCGCCCAAUUCACGCACGUUCGUCCGUCAGCGUACACUCAACAUGCCUGUAGGGGCCAGUGAUUCCGAUCCUAAUGCUCAUCAGUGGCUCCGUUACCUCAUACAUCUCAGGUUUGUCAGCUCUAAAUCUGGCAAGAUCUACCUCCACACUGACAUCCGCAUGCUAAUCUUCCGAAAAAGUGAUGCAGAUGCUGCCACCCUGCACAAGACCAGUGUUCCUUAUGAACUACGUUCCUUUACACAUGGUCCUACAAAUCCGAAAUUUUCACCAAGGAAGUAGGAACGAUGUUUUGUCAUACUCAUUGAUGCAGUUUCUCAGUCACGUCAAACACUGCCUAGUUUAGUAAACUUUUUUUUUCUAAUGGUGGACAUGUAUUUUGACAAUUAUAAAACUAUUAGAUUUUAAACAAUAAAUAUUGGUGUUAAAAAAUGCAAGGUACAUUAAUGUAUUUUAAAUUUAUUGAAACUGCAGACAAAUUUGCAUUUAUUGGCAGUGAAUGAAGAACUAGGCUGGUUUUGUGUGUGUUUACACAAAAUAGACUGAGCAGGGGUAGCUUAUAAAGUAUACUUGUUAUGACUUCCAGACUAAUUGAUGUCCUGUCAUCAAAAAAUAUACCUUUUUAAUUUUUAAUGCUUCCAGCCAGACAUCUAGAAUAGGUUGAUAACCAUCCAGAGAAAUAUUAGGCAUGUCAUGUUAUGACUGUGUGUGUGUGUAAUUACCUAAGUAUAGUUACAGGAUGAGAGCUAUGCUCGUGUGUGUGCGCGCGCAUGCGUGCUCUCCUGUGUGUGUGUGUGUGUGUGUGUGUGUGUGUGUGUGUG